Molecule: messenger RNA, 1884 nt
Organism: Melitaea cinxia (Glanville fritillary)
Lineage: Eukaryota; Metazoa; Arthropoda; Insecta; Lepidoptera; Nymphalidae
Gene: kel
Product: kelch-like protein 3
Exons: 11
Coding region: 1-1884 (627 amino acids)
Molecular function (GO): protein binding
Source: RefSeq, a predicted model, not a curated record
AUGGAAGGAAAUAAUGGGGAUGCAGAACGAGACCGCGGCCUAGCCGUAGAACACAGUGCCGCAGAAGGUGAUGGAGAUAGAGCUAGGUACAGCAUGAUGGUGCGGUGCGCGUCGCAGUCGUCGCUGGACGAGUCGUCGCAGCGGCGCGAGGCGGGCGAGGAGGGCGCGGGCGCGCAGCACGCCGCGGCGCUGCUGGACGCGCUCGCGCGCCUGCGCCGCUGCGACGUGCUGUGCGACGUGCGCCUGCAGGCGCAGUGCGGCGCGGCGGGCGCGGCGGGCGGCGCGCGCGGGGAGGGCGUGAGCGCGCACCGCGCCGUGCUGGCCGCGUGCUCGCCGUACUUCCGCGCCAUGUUCACGCAGUUCGACGAGCGCACGCAGGCCACCGUCACCAUACAGGACGUGGAGCCGUACGCGCUUGAAGCUAUAAUAGAUUACGUGUACAACCCGGACUCGCUCGUGAUCACGGAAGACAACGUCCAGAGCGUGCUGUCGGCCGCGUCGCUGCUGCAGGUGUGCGGCGUGCGCGCGCGCUGCUGCGCCUUCCUCGCCGCCGCGCUGUCGCCCGACAACGCGCUCGGCAUCCGCGCCUUCGCCGACCUGCACGCCUGCGCCGACCUCGCCGACUGCGCCGCGCGCUUCGUCGAGCGCCACUUCGUCGAGGUGCUGGAGACGGAGGAGUUCCUCGCGCUCGAGGCGGACACGCUGGCGAGCCUGCUGGACAGCGACCGCCUCACGGUGCCGAACGAGGAGGUCAUACUGGACGCCGUCAUUCGAUGGAUGCAACACGACCCCGAGGCGCGGCGCUCGCGGCUGGGCGCGCUGCUGGAGCACGUGCGGCUGCCGCUGCUGCCGCAGGACGCGCUGGUGGCGCGCGCCGCCGCCGAGCCGCUGGCCAGCGCCGAGCUGCGCGUCAAGGACCUGGUCAUCGAGGCGCUGUCGUUCCACCUGCUGCGCCCGGAGCGCCGCGCCGCCGCCGCCGCGACGUGCGCGCGCGCCCGCCCGCGCCAGCCGCCGCGCUCGCCCAAGGUGCUGCUGGUGGUGGGCGGGCAGGCGCCGAAGGCCAUCCGCGACGUGGAGGCCUUCCACAUGGAGAGCGGGCGCUGGCGCCCCGCCUCCGACCUGCCCACGCGCCGCUGCCGCGCCGGGCUGGCGGUGGUGGGCGCGCGCCUGUACGCCGUGGGCGGGUUCAACGGUACCCUGCGCGUGCGCAGCGUGGACGUCUACGACGUGGCCUCGGACACCUGGGCGCCGGGCCCGCCGCUGUGCGCGCGCCGCUCCACACUGGGCGUGGCCGUCAUCGGGAACGUCAUCUACGCCGUGGGUGGGUUCGACGGCGCCACGGGGCUGAGCUCGGCCGAGGCGAUGGACGUGCGCGAGGGCGUGUGGCGGCCCAUCGCCGGCAUGAGCACGCGCCGCUCGUCCGUGGGCGUGGCCGUGCUGGACGGCAAGCUGUACGCCGUGGGCGGCUACGACGGCGCCUCGCGCCAGUGCCUGCACACCGUGGAGCGCUACGACCCCGCGGCCGACGCCUGGGAGCCGGCCGCCGACAUGGGCGCGCGCCGCUCGGGCGCCGGCGUGGGCGUGGCGGGCGGCGCGCUGUACGCCGUGGGCGGCCACGACGGGCCCGCCGUGCGCCGCUCCGUGGAGCGCUACCGGCCCAGCGAGGGCUGGGCGCCGGCCGCGCCCAUGGCGCACGCGCGCCGCAACGCCGGCGUGGCGGCGCACCACGGCAAGCUGUACGUGGUGGGCGGCGACGACGGCGCCGCCAACCUGGCCACGGUGGAGGUGUUCGACCCGGCGGCCGAGCAGUGGUCGGUGCUGGGCGCCGCCAUGUCCGUGGGCCGCUCGUACGCCGGCGUGGCCGUGGUGGAGCGCGCCGCCUGA